CCAGAAACGAGCGGUAAUGUUUCACAGUUCCCUGCGCGAGUUCUUUGGAAAACAGAAAAAUACGUAAUUUACCAGAGGUCGAAAUAACCGAAGAACAAUUCAAAUCCAUUUUUUUCACGUGCUCGCGAGUGGUAUUUGAACAGAAACCGAACCCCCGCCGGAGUGUCAAACAUGAUGACCCCUGAGUGAUUCUAGGGCCCAAUGAAAAAAAUGAACGCCAGCCAGGUUCUGCUCCUGGCUUUGGCCCUGGCCAGCACCAGCAGGACCUCCUCGGCAAUCAGCAAUCCCGGCCCCGUGGCAGGCGGCUCGAAUGGAUUACAGUGCCAGCGGAUUACCGUUUCCGCCUGCCAAGGUCUUGGCUACAACAUGACCGCAUUGCCCAACCUGGCGGGUCACACCAAUCAGCUGGAGGCUGAGCUCCAGAUUGCCAAACUGGUGCCAUUGAUCGAAUCCGGUUGCUCCCGCCGCGCCCGCUUUUUGCUCUGCUCGGCGUUAUUUCCGCUCUGCACUCCGGACGUGCCACGCCCCGUUACCGCCUGCAAGUCGCUGUGCGAAACCGUUAGGAACGAGUGCUCGGUCAAUGCUCCGCCGGAGCUGAUGGAGUUGUGGCCCCAGUUCCUGAACUGUGACGGACUGCCGCAGCCGGAGAAGCACGAGCUGUGCAUGCAGAUUCCCCAGGAGGUGGGUGGCUCUGGUGGAUCAGGUGGCUCAGGUGUUCCCGCUGGUCCACCACCCACCACCAGUCCGCCCAGCGGUGGGGAAGGUCAUCCAACGUACCGCUUCUGGAAGAGUGGGGCACCACCUGCUCCGGGUUCCAGCAACGGCGGCAUUCUGUGCCCCCAGAACUUCAGCGGCAGUCCCUUCAACCCGGAGGAGUGUGUGCCCCAGUGCCAGCGGGAUGCCUUCCAUACCAGCGCCCAGAAGAAGCUGUCGGAGAGCCUGAUCCUGGGCCUCUCGGCCGUCUGCUUCGUCCUCACCUUGUUUGCCCUGGUGACCUUUUGGGCGGAGCCCACCCGCUUUGGCUACCCAGAGCGACCCGUGCUCUUCCUGUGCCUGUGCUACAACCUGUUCAGUGUGUGCUACCUGGAGCGGAUCGUGUUCCACAACCAGGCUAGGAUGCAGGACCAGGGGCGUCUGAUGAUGCGACCAGCCUGUCUACUGACGCCACCCUGCCUGGCCUCCUAUAUAACCACCUCGUAUCUGAGUUUGUGCGCCGCCAGCUGGUGGUUGAUAUUCGCCCUGUGUUUCUACCUAUCCUCCCACAAAAAGUGGUCCAGUGAGGCGCUCGAGAAACGAUCCGGACUGUUCCAUGUCCUGGCCUGGGUUCCUCCACUGGCCCCGCCCAUUGCCGCCUUGUUGCUGGAGAAGGUGCGUCCCAGUGAGUUGACUGGGAUGUGCUAUGCCCCGGGAUUCGUGGAGCUGCCCGCCUUGGUUCUCCUGCUCCUGGGCCUCUAUUUUACACUGAGGGCCUCCAGAUCCCUGCUCCUGCUGCAACAGCAGCUGCAGCCCACUCUGGCCCACCAUCGAUUCGGGCAGAUCCGGAAGCGUUUCGUCAUUUUCUCGCUGCUCUAUUUCGCACCCACGGCAGCGGGAGUGGUGGCCGCUCUGCUCGAACGGUACGCGGACUCCGUGCCCAGUUGCUCCACGCUCGAGGACUGUGCCCCGCCCACACCGCUGAGUGCCUGGCCCGCCCUAAUCAGGAUAUUCUUCCAGCUGGUGGGCGGAACACUGACUGGACUGUGGGUGUGGUCGCGCAAGACCUGCGAGAGCUAUAGAAAUCGGCUGGUGGCCGGAGGCGGCGGAACGCCCACCUCCUCCUCGCUGAUGAACCACCAAAGCAAAUCGGCCGGGGCACUGCCCAAAAAGCACCUGUACACCAGUGGCAAGUCCAUGAUGGGGGCACCACCCCUCUACGCUGGCAUCAGUUUCCACAAUGUGCCCGUUUACAAUCCCAAUCAGUCGAGGGUUUGAGACCCAAUCCCAUUCCCCCCAACUCCAUUGUAUAUACUUACACUCAUGAUCAUAUUAAAUAGGUGCACCUAUAACAUUCUAAAACAAUUCGUUUUAGUACACAGAAACAAAAAAACAUUGCCAGUACAAAAUUUGAUUUUGAAUAAUGUAAAAUUGAUAUUAGAAAACGGUAAGGACAAGCUUUUUCACUAUCUUUUUAAUCAUAACAAGAUUAGUACCAUCAAAACAAAUAAUCAUUUCCAUUCAUUUUUUUACUCUGAUAUUUUUUAUUUGGCAAUAUACAAGUAUGGCUAAAAACGUGACAAAAAUGAUUGCUAAGGCUUUAAAGUCGCACUAAAAUGGAUUCAUAUAAAAAGCUAUAUAUGUACCUAUUAAUACGAUCAUGGGUGUACAUAGGAACCCUCACUUAACCCUAGAAGGCUUUAAGCUCUGAUCUAAGUACAUGAACGAGAACGAUUAUUGUACGCCUAGUUAGUAAGCCCCCAAAAAGGAAAAACUGAAAUGUGUUAAUAGCUUUAAAGUUCGCCCUGCCCCCAAAAGUGCAUCCAUCACCUCCAGUUUUUAUUAGUAGUUCUUUAGCUUAUCCUAAGUCUGUACAUAGAGAAAAUGUUUUUUUUUCUUAUUUUAAAUAAAUUAAGGUUAAGUAGUCAUAAGAUUACCAUUCAAUUUAAUUGCAUAGUUUAAUAAAUUGUGAAUAAUUUAAA
Drosophila elegans is the source of this 2675-nucleotide messenger RNA. Its product is annotated as frizzled-3. Gene Ontology annotation, biological process: non-canonical Wnt signaling pathway; canonical Wnt signaling pathway. The transcript has 2 exons. Gene Ontology annotation, cellular component: plasma membrane. The record is from RefSeq and is a predicted model, not a curated record. Lineage: Eukaryota; Metazoa; Arthropoda; Insecta; Diptera; Drosophilidae. Bases 202 to 1971 code for a protein of 589 amino acids. Gene Ontology annotation, molecular function: Wnt receptor activity; Wnt-protein binding.